CGGCGCCGAGCUGUCACCCCGGAGCAGGCUGCGCUCCGCCUGGCUGAGCCGGUGCGCCGCGGGCGGCGGAGCGCGGAAGAGCCAUGGCCACUACCAACGGGGCAGUGGAAAACGGGCAGCUGGAUGGGAAACCGCCUGCCCUGCCGUGCCCCAUCCGCAACUUGGAGGUCAAGUUCACCAAGAUAUUUAUCAACAAUGACUGGCAUGACUCCAAGAGUGGAAAAAAAUUUGCCACAUAUAACCCUUCAACUUUAGAGAAAAUAUGUGAAGUGGAAGAAGGAGAUAAGCCUGAUGUGGACAAGGCAGUGGUGGCCGCUCAAGCUGCCUUCCAGCGGGGUUCCCCAUGGCGUAGGCUGGAUGCCCUGAGCCGUGGCCAGUUGCUACACCAGCUGGCUGAUCUUGUGGAGAGAGACCGCACCAUCCUGGCAACCCUGGAGACCAUGGACACUGGCAAGCCAUUCCUCCAUGCCUUUUUCAUCGACCUGGAGGCCUGUAUUAAGACCUUCAGAUAUUUUGCUGGGUGGGCAGAUAAAAUCCAGGGCAAGACCAUCCCCACAGAUGACAAUGUUGUGUGUUUCACCAGGCAUGAACCCAUCGGGGUGUGUGGGGCCAUCACACCAUGGAACUUUCCCCUGAUGAUGCUGGCCUGGAAACUGGCACCUGCCCUGUGCUGUGGGAACACAGUGGUCCUGAAACCAGCGGAGCAGACACCCCUCACUGCCCUGUAUCUCGGCUCUCUCAUCAAAGAGGUCGGGUUCCCUCCUGGUGUAGUGAACAUUGUGCCAGGCUUUGGGCCCACAGUUGGAGCAGCAAUCUCCUCUCACCCUCAGAUCAACAAGAUAGCCUUCACUGGAUCCACCGAGGUGGGAAAGCUGGUUAAAGAAGCUGCCUCCCAAAGCAACCUGAAGAGGGUCACCUUGGAGCUUGGGGGCAAGAACCCCUGCAUCAUUUGCGCAGAUGCAGACCUGGACUUAGCCGUGGAGUGUGCUCACCAGGGAGUGUUCUUCAACCAAGGCCAGUGCUGCACAGCCGCCUCCAGGGUGUUUGUGGAAGAGCAGGUCUACGGGGAGUUUGUGAGGCGGAGUGUGGAGUAUGCCAAGAAGAGGCCCGUUGGAGACCCCUUUGAUGCCAAAACAGAGCAGGGGCCCCAGAUUGACCAAAAGCAGUUUGAUAAAAUCCUUGAGCUGAUCGAGAGUGGGAAGAAGGAAGGAGCUAAACUGGAAUGUGGGGGCUCAGCCAUGGAAGACAGAGGGCUCUUCAUCAAACCCACUGUCUUCUCAGAUGUUACAGAUAACAUGCGAAUUGCCAAAGAGGAGAUUUUUGGGCCAGUGCAGACAAUAUUAAAGUUUAAAAGUCUUGAAGAAGUGAUCAAAAGAGCAAAUAGCACUGACUACGGUCUCACAGCUGCUGUGUUCACCAAAAAUCUCGACAAAGCCCUGAAGCUGGCUUCUGCGCUGGAGUCGGGAACAGUUUGGAUCAACUGCUACAAUGCAGUCUACACACAGGCUCCAUUUGGUGGCUUCAAAAUGUCUGGAAAUGGCAGAGAACUAACUGGAUUGAACUUAGAGAAUCAAGCAUGUGAGGCAAAUACUCUACCACUAAGCUACAGCCCUGUCCUAGGACUCAUCUUUUGUAAACUACCUCAAACGAAGCCACCAGAGUGCAUGUGGUCAUUUGUCUCCUCUGGUCUUCUGUCAUCAGUCAGGCAGGUUGUGAGGACAAAGGAAUAGCCUUUCCUCCAGAGGCCAGGAAGGAGCCAAACUCUAGUCACCAAAGUGAUUGUCAUUGGAAAGACAUAGGGGUGACAGAAAGGCAUGUGGGUCCACCCACCCCUGGCUUACCCUAGCUCCAUUGAGGAAUCACUGUGUGGUUUUCUUCACCUGGCUCCCUCAUAUCCCCCUGGCAGGGCCAUCAGCUUCUGGCCUGAUGAAGUGAGUGUCGCAGAGCACCAUCAUGUUUCAUCCUGACAGUUAGUUCCUUGGGGACUUUCUUGAAUGUCUGGGUUGGGUUUUUGUUUUUGUAUCUUUGGUACAUAUAUUCCGAAGGCUUUUGAUGUAAUAUUUAAAAAUCAUUCAUAAGAAGCCUGGAAACUGCCUUGAAAAAUAAUCCCCAUUUUCAGUUGUUUCUAAUUAAUGUCUUCAUGCUGCAAGAAGUUCCUCUUUUCCUCACUGGAGCACCGUGGGGUGGAUUCCAUGGUUUUCCCCAAACUGAUCACUGGGGUUGGGCCAUCCACCCAUAGGCCUCUCUAGGAUGGUUUCUGGGCUAGUCUUGGGAUGGAGCCUGAAAUGUUUCUUUUUUCUGGGUGCUUUGCUUCUUAGGUCUGUACUUUACAAUAAAAAUAAGACACUAAUGAUAACCAAAAGACACAGAAACCUCCAACAACAGAGAUGUGGAAGGUCAAGGCCUUCCUCCCCUGACCCUCAGUUCCAUUUGUUAGGGGAAUGAACCACUGCUGAUUCAUUUCAUUCAUUCACUCAUUGGUUCGCGUGGCAAAUAUUUGUUACGCAUCUCUGUUGCUCCAAGCAUGAUGUGAGGUUCUGAGUGUCAGUGAACAGCGGGUUUAUCAGUCCUGGUCCCCAGUGAUAGUUCAGGGAGACUUACUGGGAGAAAGUCUGGGCUCAUGCACAACCUUGGUUGCUGAGGUUAAAGAGAAUGGGUGAGAAGCUGAUUAGGAGACACCACACCACCUUGAAUGAAGACAGCAAGAACGUGAACUAGAACAACAAAUGAGGAAAUAGAAUGUGUGCUUGUUCUUACAAGAAUGUCAGUCCUGCUGGGCUUAUUCAACAGCACGUUUAAUAGAGUUUAUCACUUUUCAUUACUAAGUCAACAAAUCAUUAACAACUUUGAAUUUUUGAAAUACAGCAUUAUUCACUCAUUUUUAAGUUUGUGAUGUGUUUUCUACUCAUAUUAUGUGUACAAAAUCACACAUUCUUUUCUGUUUUCAAAUGAAAUGGGAGCAAGCUACUUUUUUAAUUUAAUAACCACAUAUUUAGAAGAAGCAUUCCAUUACAACAGCAUUGACAUAUUCAACAAUUUCCAGAUCUAAGGUGCAUCUCUCUCAAAAUUGGCUGUAAAUUUUUAGGUUUACAGUUGAGUUAAUACAGUUAUACAGUAUUGUACUCAG
Nannospalax galili (Upper Galilee mountains blind mole rat) is the source of this 3127-nucleotide messenger RNA. It is a transcript of the gene Aldh1a3, whose product is annotated as aldehyde dehydrogenase 1 family member A3. Bases 84 to 1730 code for a protein of 548 amino acids. The record is from RefSeq and is a predicted model, not a curated record. NCBI's taxonomy places the organism in Eukaryota, Metazoa, Chordata, Mammalia, Rodentia, Spalacidae. Gene Ontology annotation, molecular function: aldehyde dehydrogenase (NAD+) activity. The transcript has 13 exons.